AGAUGUUCACAAAUGGAAUGAGUGAGAGUGCUUCCUCGAAGGCUUGCUUUAAAGAUGUCUGCUUUGAAGCAUUCUCAACUAUGCUGGACUUCAUGUAUGGUGGAGAAGUUUACAAAGAAGACUCGGUUCUCGUAGAUACCUUGCUACUUCAGCUUCUUCUCUUAGCGGAUCAGUUUGGGGUUACUCUUCUUCAUCAGGAGUGUUGCAAAACACUUUUAGAACAUCUAUCAGAGGGAUGGAGUUCUCAUAAUUGAGGAAGGUCACACAACUACUUUUUCUAUUAUGCCAAGUUUAAUGGACGAGGAAGCAGACAGUUUUGGCAAAGUAUUUGGGUAGCUUUACGUGUGGCUAACUUUUGGACUUUGUUGCAGGAUUCUGUGUGCCCAGUUCUGCAAGUUGUUUCGUCCGUUCCUUCAUGUAAACUCAUUGAAGAAACCUGUGAAAGGAAAUUUUCCAUGCAUUUUGAUUACUGCACAACUGCGUGCUUUGAUUUUGUCAUGCUAGAGGAAGCAACCUUUGGCAACAUUCUCCAGCAUCCAGAUUUGACUGUAACGUGUGAAGAACGGGUUCUUAAUGCAAUCUUAAUUUAUUGCUCCCAAUCAAAGGAGUUAAAUGCAUGGGACAGAGUAGAUGAGAAGCUGCUGAAUUCAACGCCUGAGCUUAUUUUUGGUGAAAGGCUCAAUUCUCUCGACUUAUUUCUAAGUUUUGUACGCUUCCCCUUACUUCCUUAUGAAGUGCUUAAACUGCUGGAGAGGAGCAACCUUAGGAGACAUAUUACUACUUUCCGUCGGCUGGUGAAAGAGGCCAUUUCUUUUCUGGAAGUUGGAUUAACUGGUCCUGACAAAGAUCUAAAUGUCAGAUUUCAACAUAGGAGAUCGAGUUUUCGGGAGCUCCAGUUUAUAUGUGAUGGAGACAGCAACGGACUGUUGUAUUUUGCGGGGACAUCAUAUGGGGAACACCAAUGGGUAAAUCCCGUUUUGUCCAAGAGGGUAAGCAUUACUGCAAGUAGUCCCGUUUCAAGAUACACCGACCCUAAGGUUUUGGUUUCAAGGACUUACCAGGGCACAUCUUUUGCCGGGCCUCGAGUCGAAGAUGGGAGAAACACUGCAUGGUGGAUGGUUGAUAUAGGCCCUGAUCAUCAGCUCAUGUGCAAUUAUUACACGCUGAGGCAGGACGGAUCUAGAGCUUUCGUAAGGUGUUGGAAUUUUCAGGGUUCUUUGGAUGGCAAGAAUUGGUUGAACUUGAGAGUACACGAGAAUGAUGAGACAAUAUGCAAACCUGGUCAAUUUGCAUCAUGGCCGAUUAUUGGUCCCAACGCUUUGCUUCCGUUCAGAUUCUUUAGAGUAGUCUUAACGGAGCCGACUACAGAUGUUACAAACCCGUGGAGCUUUUGCACUUGCUUCUUGGAGCUUUACGGUUACUUUCGUUAACUUUGUUGUGGAAUUGAAUGUUGGCUAACGUUCUUAUAAUUUAUUUAAGGACUCUGAAGUUGAAAAUAAAUUCAGUGUGACACUAAAGGUUUGUACAUAUUGGUAGUGUACUUCUACGGGCUCCAAGCACUAAUUCGUGUGCAAAUUACACCUAUAUUUUCAGGCAGUGAA
This is a messenger RNA of Olea europaea var. sylvestris, 1601 nucleotides long. RefSeq names its product BTB/POZ domain-containing protein At2g30600-like. The record is from RefSeq and is a predicted model, not a curated record. Lineage: Eukaryota; Viridiplantae; Streptophyta; Magnoliopsida; Lamiales; Oleaceae. Gene Ontology annotation, molecular function: protein binding. Bases 456 to 1430 code for a protein of 324 amino acids. The transcript is spliced from 10 exons.